UCCUGAGUAGACGCGCAGCGGACUUUGCCGAACUUUCUCAACUUCUAAACAUAUUUUACUCUGGUUAUAGGUCUCUUCGUGGAGCAUAAAUGCCGAAUCUUCACCGCAAAGCGCCGGGUUUCGUUGCCGUCUGCUUCACCGUCCGUUGCUAGGCGAUGGACGGGCAGCAGACCCAGGUGAGCGACGAAGAGCCCAAAGUCCUGCGAGAAGAGACCCGGAGGAGGAGAAGAAAGAAAGCCAUCUCGUCGUCCUCCUGCACCUCCAUGGAUCAGAUCACUGUGGAGUUCUUCCUGCCCACUGCGGCACACGGCCGAAGCGGCCCCGACACUCUGCCGCUGGAGGUCGCCGGAAACUGGACGGUGGAGCAGGUGAAAGCUCAGGUGUGGCUGAAGGCGGUGACUUUAAACCUCUGCCCUGACUUCUACCAGCGGUUUUCCCCCGACCACUGCAUCCUGCUCUACCAGAAGAAAGGCAACGUGUGUGAGAUCUACGAUAAGCACCAGGUGUUCCAGACGCUGGACUGCAUCCGCUACUGGAGAGCCCUGAAGAAGGACGUGGGCCGGAUCCAGCUGGUCCCCCGUCCGCAGCCCUCAGACGAGUCCCUGCAGUACCAGCGCUACCUGAACUACCUGAUCGGCUACGACGUGACCGAUGUGAGCAACGUGCACGACGACGAGCUGGAGUUCACCCGCAGGAAGCUGCUGACGCCGCGACGCAUCGAGCUGUCCGACCGCGACGCUAAACUCUACUCCAUGGACCCCUGGGUGACCCGCAAGCCGCUGCCUGAGCACCUGCUCAGCAAGGUGAAGGUCAGCAACGCUCACAUCCUGUUGGUGAUCCACAUCAGCACGGCCAGCCAGACCGUCAAGGUGUCCAUCGACGACACGCCGACGCAGGUGUUGGUGAGCUUUUUCGCCAAGUUGUCAAAUAAGAGAGUUUUGCUGGGCAUUCCUGACAACAUGUGUGAGGCCGACUUCGUGCUACGUGUGUGUGGAAGGGAGGAGUACCUGUACGGGGAUAAACCGCUUCAGGCCUUCAACUGGAUCCGUCAGUGUCUGAAGAACGGGGACGAAAUCCACCUGGUUCUGGAGACGCUCCCUGACACAGACCUGGAUCUGGUCCAGAAGGAGGACUGGGCACAAGUGGAUGACUGCACCGGAGUCGCAGGUACCCAUGAGCAGUUGACCAUCGACGAGAAGGACCAUGAGCGGGUGUUCACCAUCUCUAUGUGGGACUGUAACAGGAAGUUCAGAGUGAAGGUGCUGGGUAUCGACAUCCCAUCCCUCCCCAAAAUCCCAGAGUUCAUUGUCUUCAUAGAAGCCAGCAUCUUCCAUGGCCAACAGCUUUUAGCCCAGGAGAGGACGUCCUCUAAAACCUUCAGUGAAGAAGUGCUGUGGAACUGCUGGUUGGAGUUUAACAUUAAGAUCAAGGACCUGCCCAAAGGAGCGCGUCUCAACCUCCAGGUGGUUUGUGGGAAGCAGCCCCUGACGCCAAACUCCAAGGGAGCCUCCGCCUACCAGGAUAAUACAGCAGGAACUGGCAGCCAUGACGGGAAGACCAAGAGCCGCCUCCUGUACUACGUCAACCUGCUGCUGAUCGACCACCGCUCCCUGCUGCGCCAGGGCGAGUUCAUCCUCCACAUGUGGAAAAUGCCAGAGAAGAACGAGGAGAGCAGCAGCAGCAUCAACGCGGACAAGCUCACCUCCGCCACCAACCCGGACAAGGCCUCCGCCAUGGCCGUCGCCAUCCUGCUGGACAAGUACUGCUACCCGGUGGUGCUGCCCAAGAGCCGCGAUGUCACGGGCCGUGGCGCCGGGGGCGAGGAGGCCGAGGGGGGCGAGCGCGGUCAGAGGGAGAUGCCCAACCACCUGAAGAAGCAGUUUGCGGCCAUCGUGGCUACCGACCCCCUGCAUCCGCUCAGCCCCGAGGACAAGGAGCUGCUGUGGCACUUCAGGCACGAGUGUAUGCGCAACCCCAGGGCCUACCCAAAGCUCCUGGGUUCAGUCAGGUGGGGGAGACAGGAAGACGUUUUGGCGACACACCGGCUGUUGGAGCGCAGCAGCGCGUGGGACAGCAGCGGCCUGGACGUUGGUCUGGCCAUGCAGCUGCUGGACUGCCACUACUCGGACGCUCAGGUUCGCUCCAUGGCCGUCAGGAAGCUGGAGACUCUGGAGGACGACGAUGUGCUCAGAUACCUCCUGCAGCUUGUCCAGGCGGUCAAGUUUGAGCCGUACCACGACAGCGCCCUGGUCAGGUUCCUGCUGAAGAGAGCUCUGAGGAGUAAGCGUAUUGGUCAUUUUCUCUUCUGGUUCCUGCGCAGUGAGAUCGCCCAGUCCAUGCAUUACCAGCAGAGGUACGCUGUCCUGCUGGAGGCCUACCUCAGAGGCUGUGGUGAAGACAUGCUGCAGGACUUCAGGAAGCAGGUGGAGUUGACGGAGGCUCUGCAGAAAGUCACCCGUGAGAUGAAGGCCAUGUCCGCCGACAAGUACGACAUCACUCCACAAGUGGUGUUCCAGUUGCGUCAGAGGCUGGAGACUCUGCAGUUGUCCGGUCUGCCGGAGAGUUUCAGGGUCCCUUACGAUCCUGGACUGAGAGCUGGAGCCCUGAUGAUCGAGCAGUGCAAAGUGAUGGCAUCCAAGAAGAAGCCGCUGUGGCUGCAGUUCAAAAGGGCCGACCCCACCACUCUGUCCAGAGACCCCAUCGGCAUCAUCUUCAAAGACGGCGAUGACCUCCGACAGGACAUGCUCAUCCUGCAGAUCCUGCUGAUCAUGGAGUCCAUCUGGGAGACCGAAACACUGGAUCUGUGUCUGCUGCCGUACGGCUGCAUCUCCACUGGAAACAGAAUAGGCAUGAUUGAGAUCGUGAAGGAUGCCACCACCAUCGCUAACAUCCAGCAGAGUGUCGUGGGAAGCACCGGGGCGUUUAAAGAUGAAAUCCUAUGCCAGUGGCUGCGGGACAAGUGUGUCAGCGAGGACAAGUUCCAGCAGGCUGUGGAGAGGUUCCUGUAUUCCUGUGGUGGCUACUGCGUGGCCACCUACGUUCUGGGUAUUGGGGAUCGCCACAAUGACAACAUCAUGAUCACUGAAUCUGGGAAUCUCUUCCACAUCGACUUUGGUCACAUCCUGGGGAAUUACAAGAGCUUCAUGGGGAUCAGUAAGGAGUGGGUUCCCUUCGUGCUCACGCCAGACUUCCUGUACGUCAUGGGAACGUCAGGAAAGAAAAGCAGCCCCCACUUCCAGAAGUUCCAGGACGUGUGUGUGAAGGCUUACCUCGCCCUUCGGCACCACACCAACCUGCUCAUCAUCCUCUUCUCCAUGAUGCUGAUGACCGGCAUGCCCCAGCUGACCAGCAUGGAGGACAUCGAGUACAUCCGCGAGGCGCUGACCGUCGGCCGCAGCGAGGACGAGGCGCAGCGCCACCUACUGGACCAGAUAGAGAUCUGCAGGGAAAAGGGCUGGAUGGUGCAGAUCAACUGGUUUGUUCACCUGGUGCUGGGGAUCAAGCAAGGUGUGGAGAAACGGUCCACUUAGGACUCUGUGUUAACAAGCAAAGGUUAAGAUUUCCUCCAGGCAUAUCAAGCCAAGCCGAUUUGAACCCGUGACGCUGAGUGUAUGCAGACAGGAUGCAUACAUGCUAAAUUGAGUGUAAUUCUAAUAAUUCUGCAAGAGUGACUGUUUUCAUUGCUCUGCUUAGACCAAGUCAAACAUUCACACCAAACUCAAUGACAUUUACAGAGAGUUCUUUCUCUAUGACAAUCAUUGCAUAAGUCUUUGCCCGCUCACAGCGUUAUUUCAGACGGAAAGGUUCACUAUAAUAAGAAGCCUUUUGAGAAUAACAACCAAAACCAGAGUAAGGAAUCGGAUCUCUACACGGCUAUUUUCAUCCUUUUAUAAACUCAAACUACUUCCUGUUUCUAGUUGUCAUUUCCUGCUGAGGAAAAGCAUUUCUCUCACAUUUCCUUCGCAUUGUUUUCAUUUUAAAACACAGUACGUGUCACACUGUUUAUUGGAUUCUCACUGAGGUAGUGCUACACUGUCUGGUAGAUUGAGUAUUGAAGAAAAAUGUUUAGUAUUCAAAAUGUAAAUGAUGUAUUAAAAGUCCAAUUUCAUCAUGCUAAUUUAUAGCUGCUGUAGGAGACUGUUGUUAAAGGCUCUCUAAAUCCUGGUCUGUUGGUGAAGCCUAGCACAUGCUGGUCAGUGCUGUAGUCUCUUCUUAUAAGAUGGUGGAACUCAUAUUUGUUUUUUAUUUGUCUACAACCAAUGAUUUUGAAUAUUUGAAAUACAUGAAGACAGUGCAACGUUAAAAUAAUUCUGUACAAGAUCACUGGCUUGUAAAAUCUCUGUGUGAUCUUAUUAUGUCUUAAACUGUUCUGCCAGAGCAUAUUUUCAAGCAAAGUAAACACUCAUACAAGCCAAAUGUUGCCCGAAAGCAACAAUAUUUUUGUCGAAAUGAGUCCUGACAAACAAAGAUUGGGGCGGGUUAACAGACAAGGUAAAACAAAAACCCACAAAUGAAUUAUGGGAUGUAUUGACCAUCACAGAUUAUGGUUAUAUUUUAUAGGAUCAUUUCCCAGUUGGAGAUGAAAGCUACAACAAACAUCAGCAGUUAGAAAGCUUUCAUAAAAACGUGUUGGAAAAAUAUGAAAUUCCUUGAUUUUGUACUAAAGACUUUUGUGACUGUUACUUUUUUCAAUCAAUGAAUUUGGAAAUAAAAUGUCUCUGUAAUGAUAUCAGACUAUUGAAGUUAUGUAAUCUGCGUUUUUGUCCUUCACAAAUCAAAUUGACCAA
This is a messenger RNA of Anarrhichthys ocellatus (wolf-eel), 4787 nucleotides long. It is a transcript of the gene pik3cg, whose product is annotated as phosphatidylinositol-4,5-bisphosphate 3-kinase, catalytic subunit gamma. Bases 156 to 3530 code for a protein of 1124 amino acids. NCBI's taxonomy places the organism in Eukaryota, Metazoa, Chordata, Actinopteri, Perciformes, Anarhichadidae. The transcript is spliced from 24 exons. Gene Ontology annotation, molecular function: 1-phosphatidylinositol-4-phosphate 3-kinase activity; 1-phosphatidylinositol-3-kinase activity. The record is from RefSeq and is a predicted model, not a curated record. Gene Ontology annotation, biological process: phosphatidylinositol-mediated signaling; phosphatidylinositol 3-kinase/protein kinase B signal transduction; cell migration. Gene Ontology annotation, cellular component: cytoplasm; phosphatidylinositol 3-kinase complex, class IB; plasma membrane.